UAGACAAGGCUUCCAUCUCUGAGCUCUCUGCGUAUAGCAUACACCACAAAUGUUUGGAAUACAGGCAACUGGCUGCUUGCAAAAAUAUUUAGUUUUUCUUCUAUGAGGUUUUUAUGAUGAGUUCUCAUCAGCGAUGAUAUUUUCCAAAAAAGUUAUUUUCUUGUAGAUGUGCUGGCGUGGGUGGGAAAAUAAGGGGGCAGAGGACGUGUUACUACAUCACCUCUGAUGCCUUUUUUCGUGGGUUUUACUUGGAAAGGUUUUAUUUUGAGGUCUUGAAUGCAUAAUAGGAAAAAACGUCAACCAAAGAAGAAAUAGUCCAGGGGUGUCCCGCGAUGCCCGCCCCCGCCUGGCUGACACAUGGAGGCAUGCACAGUAUUAAAUAUGACAUCCCCUUGAUUAUUCUACGUGUGCGGACUUAAAAUUCAGAUACUCUGCAAUGCUAUCUAUGGAAAGUACUUUCAAACUGCACAGUGAAUGCAGUGAGGAAACGAUGACAUAUCCAGAUAUUCACUACUAAUGCAAGCUCACCCUUUCGGCUAAAACGAGCAGAUGAUCUCACAUUUUAAGAAAAGCAAGAGGAGCUCACUCAUUUAUUGAUGUUUUAGACCAAGUACGGGACUUGAAUUUUUGUGAGGUGCAAGAAAACGAAGGAGUGUGGAGUGUUUCAUUGAUGUGUGCACCGUGUUGCCCAAGGCUGUCCGAUAUUUUUCUUAUUAGGAUUUUUCAGUGAACCGAAACAGAAGUCUUUGCAUUGCACACUGGAUGAUAAACAAUACCCUUAACUGAAUGGUUUUGACCUGUCACAGCUCUCUGUGGUGAAAGUACAACGCUGGAAUUCGAUUUACGUGUAAAGACCACUCCGGACUAUACGGUCCUGAAUCUAUUGGUUAUGUAAUAUACGUACUCAGAAGGAGUCUGUUUGUAAUAUUUCUGCAUAACGUUUGCUCCAAGGUUUUCAAAGAUGCCAGAACAAAGUAAUGACUACAGAGUAGUGGUGUUUGGUGCUGCAGGAGUAGGGAAAAGUUCACUAGUCCUUCGUUUUGUUAGGGGAACCUUCAGAGAGACCUAUAUCCCCACCAUAGAAGAUACCUACAGGCAAGUUAUCAGCUGUGAUAAAAAUAUUUGCACUCUUCACAUUACUGACACCACUGGGAGCCACCAAUUUCCUGCCAUGCAGAGACUGUCUAUUUCCAAGGGCCAUGCUUUUAUCUUGGUUUAUGCAGUUAAUAGUAAACAGUCUGUGGAAGAACUUCAACCAAUCUAUGAGCAGAUCUGCCAAAUCAAGGGUGAUGUGCAUUCUAUUCCAAUCAUGCUGGUUGGAAAUAAACGGGAUGAAACACAGAGAGAGGUCGACACAUGUGAAGGUGAGGCUUUGGCUAAUAAGUGGAGGUGCUCCUUUAUGGAAACAUCUGCAAAAAUGAAUUACAAUGUGCAGGAACUCUUCCAAGAACUGCUGAAUCUGGAAAAAAGAAGGGCAGUCAGCCUUCAGUUGGAUGGAAAGAAAUCAAAACAACAAAAGAGGAAGGAUAAACUGAAAGGAAAAUGCAUUCUAAUGUAAAUGAUCCUUUGCCCACUGGGCUUGUAAAGAUGCAUGGUGUAACCAGAGCAUGGAAAUCUUUCAUGGAACUCAUUUCAUGUGCAACACAAAAGCACUUGCUAAAAGAUCUUUAUAAAUAUUUACAAACAGCAACAUUUAAAGUGACAUAAUGCUUUAUUUUCUUUCACCUAAAUCAUUCAUUUGCUAAAAGCUUACCAGAAAGGUAUGAACCAUGCUGAAAAACAGUUAUGUAAUACCUUUUUACUGGACCAAUAUACAUAUUGUGCAUUCAUACGUAGGUCAGGUUUUGAGGCCCUACAGGUUCCUUUGUGCUGAUGUUGUGCCAAAAGUCAGGUUAAGUGCCAUGUGUUUCAUGAGACUGCCCAAUGAAAUUAUUUUUGCAAAUUUUCAAGGCAAGAUUCUACAUUGCUGUAGCCACCUUUGCAAAGCAAUUCAAAUGAACUGCAGUCAUAAUACUGCUUACAUGUUUUUCAGAAUUGUUUUUAAGUUUAUGCACUGUUACCACUGCAGAACCAACCAGGUCAGUUGUACAUUAUACGGCAGUUGCUUGCUUAUUUUUAGAGAAAUGAUUUUCUGCAGCAUACAGUUGGGCAAUUAAGUGAUUCUCCUCUCCUCACCUCUCCAGCGCUAAAAUGGACGUCUAUAAAAUGUAAUAGUUAGAUGUGCAAAACCCUAGGAACACCCUGCUGUCUUUAUUGUAUAUGUUACUGAGGACUGAAAUUAUUUUCAUGUCUGUCGUUGGUAUUGGAAGGGGGAGAUAUGUGCACAGCAAACAACACUGAUAUUUCUGUUACCAUAACAGAUACUAACACUGACUUCAGAUACCAUUGUCUCAGUACUGCAACAAAUGCUGCAUUUUGUGAAUCCAGAGAGAUGAUUCUGAAUCCUGAAUUAACAUUGUAGUGAUUCUUUUUUUAAUUUGAUUAAUAUAACCCUUUCCUAUAUAUUCAUGCACUUCUUUAAGAGAUACCAAAAUACUCUGCUCCAAACAACACACAAUUCACCAGCUAAGCAGCAAAACCACUUUUUAAAUUGUGUUAUUCUUUUCACACACAUGUAAGUGUGACAUUAAGCCAUACCUCUAAACCUACAGAUACUGAAAACAGGAACAAAGGCCCUUGAAAAUUAGAACCAUUCAGCUAAAAAUUGGAAUAUCUAGUUAGCAUAUAAUAUGAAUACCAAAUUGCUUAUAACUCUUACAGAUUCCAGUAGUAUAACAGAUACUACUCAGAAAUGUUUAAAAACCGAGAGGGACAAACAUGAUUGAAAAUAUAAGCACAUUAUCAAAAAAGGCAGUUUAAAGUCUAUGGAAUUUAAUUAAAUAUUUUGCAAAAUUCUGCCAAACAAGUUCAUUUAUUUUUGCUUCAGUAGAAAGAAGAAGUAAGGCCUAUGUCCUCUUUCUUUAAAUUAUUUUUAACACUGAUCUGUUAGUCAUAUGGUAUGGUUUUAAGUGUACUAGACAGUUUCAAACAUCACUCUAUUAGUGGGAUUCAGAAGCUAGUGUGAAGGGAUAAAUCUAGCCUGAAAAUAGGGAAAUACCUCCAAAAAUAGGGGCAUACUGUACUGUGCAGGGGUAAAUCAGGCCAGAAAAUAAAUUAAAUAGGUAAGAACAUUCCACCAAAAUAGGGACAGUGGACAGGUUUGCAGUAGGCAGACCCUGUCACCCCAAAAUGCUGGGGAUGUUCUCCUCUGUUUUGUUUUUGCCUUUAUGCAUAUCAGUGUGUAACAAGCAAGUGCUCAAGUGGUAGACAUGCACCAAGCACACACAGGUAGUAAGGUAUUCAAACAUUUUGAGAUCCAGCUAUUAUCUUCUUCAUACUAGAGUUACAUGACAACAAUUAUGUACUCAUAAGAUACAGUCCACUCAAGGUACUUUAUGUGCAUUUCCCAGGAAGACAUUAUCUAAGUGACAUGAAUAGAAACCAAAGCAUUUUUGAUGGCUUGGAAUUUAUUUCAAAAAUCAGGGUGUCACAGCUGUUCAGGGUGAUGCUGUUGCUAAAUAAUUAGGUUGUACAGACAUUUUCACAUUUUCCUCAAUACUAUGAUCUUAAUACCAUUGCUAUUUGCAUCAGCAAAAUGGGUUAGAAAAGCUAAUACCCUCAAUAAAAUCGAUUAGAAAAUAGGGCAAAUUGAGCUCUGCAAUGGUGAGUGCAGACAAGUCCUUGUGACAAAGACAUUAGGAUUUAAGUUCAUGGUUUGAUCACUUUAUCAUACUGCUCUGGCACAGGAAAUACAUACUGAGGAUUUAAAUCUGGCCUAUAGCUGUUGCUUCUGCUUUAUCAAAUCUAUAACAGUGAUUUACUGAUAAAAACUGUAUUAUGUACAUUUUUUUAUGUAUUUUAUUUAUAGAGCAUUGCUUGUGUCUUUUUGUUAGCAGUCUGAUUUCAUGCAGUCAUUAUUGCAGUUAUUACCAGAAAAAUACACAUUGUUUCUUACUGCAAUGCAUUGGUGGUGUUAAAUAUAAAACAGAAUAUUUUUUCCACAAAGAAUAAAUAUUAAUAUGGUA
Protopterus annectens (West African lungfish) is the source of this 4064-nucleotide messenger RNA. Its product is annotated as GTP-binding protein Di-Ras2-like. Gene Ontology annotation, cellular component: plasma membrane. The transcript has 3 exons. Gene Ontology annotation, biological process: signal transduction. The coding region runs from base 962 to 1558 and encodes 198 amino acids. The record is from RefSeq and is a predicted model, not a curated record. NCBI's taxonomy places the organism in Eukaryota, Metazoa, Chordata, Ceratodontiformes, Protopteridae. Gene Ontology annotation, molecular function: GTPase activity; GDP binding; GTP binding.